Molecule: messenger RNA, 1070 nt
Organism: Abrus precatorius (Indian licorice)
Lineage: Eukaryota; Viridiplantae; Streptophyta; Magnoliopsida; Fabales; Fabaceae
Product: ras-related protein RABA1f-like
Exons: 2
Coding region: 170-823 (217 amino acids)
Cellular component (GO): endosome
Molecular function (GO): GTPase activity; GTP binding
Source: RefSeq, a predicted model, not a curated record
AUUAUCCUUACCAAAAUAAAGUUCCCUUUUUUACCACUCUUCUAAAUCUGGGUCGUCUUCUUCUCUUUCACCCACGCCACCCAAUUUGAUUUUUCUCUCUCAUUCUCUUUUCCCUCUACCCAAACACCUCACACACACAACAAAAAACCAAAAAAAAUAAAAAAUAAAAAUGGGGGCGUACAGAGCCGAUGAUGAUUACGAUUACCUCUUCAAGGUGGUUCUGAUCGGCGACUCGGGUGUUGGCAAAUCGAACCUUCUCUCUCGCUUCACAAGGAACGAGUUCAGCCUCGAAUCUAAGUCCACCAUUGGCGUUGAGUUCGCCACCAGAAGCAUUCGCGUCGACGAUAAGGUUGUCAAGGCUCAGAUUUGGGACACUGCUGGUCAAGAAAGGUACCGAGCAAUUACAAGUGCAUAUUAUCGAGGAGCUGUCGGUGCUUUACUAGUCUAUGAUGUUACCCGCCAUGUUACAUUUGAAAACGUGGAGAGAUGGCUAAAAGAGCUGCGAGAUCACACAGAUGCCAACAUUGUGGUGAUGCUUGUAGGGAACAAAGCAGACCUGCGUCAUUUGCGAGCAGUUUCCACCGAAGAUGCUACUACUUUUGCGGAACGGGAGAACACAUUUUUCAUGGAAACAUCUGCCCUUGAGUCCAUGAAUGUUGAAAAUGCCUUCACAGAAGUGCUCACACAGAUCUAUCAUGUUGUAAGCAAGAAGGCCCUUGAGAUUGGAGAUGAUCCAGCUGCUUUACCGAAAGGACAAACAAUUAAUGUUGGAUCCCGUGAUGAUGUAUCAGCUGUGAAGAAAGCUGGAUGUUGUUCCGCUUGAGUACGUAGUUAAAGACAUUCUCUGUAUUUUUACUUUAAAUCCAUGCCCUGUUCAUACCAUGUAGAGAUUGGCCUGACAGCAUGAAGGUGUUUGUUUAGGGAGCAUCAAACUUCAAAGUUUCUGCUUUGUUCUGUACUGUAGAGAAUUCUGUUCAAAUUAGCCACAUUUUAGGAAACAUGCACAUUCAUUUUGCAUCAUUCCUAUUUUUUGUGCCAUUAUAAGAUAUUUAUUUAUAUAUUUUCAAGUU